Messenger RNA from Castor canadensis (American beaver), 2070 nucleotides. RefSeq names its product calpain 9 (gene Capn9). Gene Ontology annotation, biological process: proteolysis. Gene Ontology annotation, cellular component: cytoplasm. Gene Ontology annotation, molecular function: calcium ion binding; calcium-dependent cysteine-type endopeptidase activity. The record is from RefSeq and is a predicted model, not a curated record. Lineage: Eukaryota; Metazoa; Chordata; Mammalia; Rodentia; Castoridae.
AUGCCCUACCUCCACAGGGCCCCAGGGCCCCCGGUACACCCAGUGCCCAAGGAUGCCCGGGUCACCCACUCCUCAGGCCAGAGCUUCGAGCAGCUGAGGCAGGGCUGCCUGCAGACAGGCUCCCUGUGAGAUGCAGACUUCCCUGCCAGCAACGCCUCUCUGUUCUACAGUGAGAGGCCUCAGGUCCCUUUCGUGUGGAAACGGCCAGGGGAAAUCGUGGAAAACCCGGAAUUCAUCCUUGGAGGGGCCACCAGGACGGACAUUUGCCAGGGGGAGCUGGGGGACUGCUGGUUGCUGGCAGCCAUCGCCUCCCUCACUCUUAAUGAGAAAGCACUGGCCAGAGUGGUCCCUCAGGACCAAAGCUUUGGCCUUGGCUACGCUGGGAUUUUCCACUUCCAGUUCUGGCAGCACAGUGAGUGGCUGGAUGUGGUGAUCGACGACCGACUUCCCACCUUCAGGGACCGCCUGGUCUUCCUCCACUCUGCCGACCACAACGAGUUCUGGAGUGCCUUGCUGGAAAAAGCAUAUGCCAAACUGAACGGGAGCUACGAGGCACUGAAGGGGGGCAGUGCCAUCGAGGCCAUGGAAGACUUCACAGGAGGUGUGGCGGAGAACUUCCAAACCAGAGACGCCCCGGAGGACUUCUACCAGAUCCUGGGGAAGGCCUUGAAGCGUGGCUCCCUGCUGGGCUGCUCCAUCGAUAUCAGAGAUGCUGCAGACUCUGAAGCCCGGACACCAUUCGGUCUCAUUAAGGGCCAUGCCUACACCGUGACAGGGAUUGACCAGGUAGACUUCCAAGGCCAGAAAGUCGAGCUCAUCCGAGUCCGGAACCCUUGGGGCCAGGUCGAGUGGAAUGGAUCAUGGAGUGACAGCUCUCCCGAGUGGCGCUCCGUGAGCCUGGCUGAGCAGAAGCGCCUCUGCCACUCCGCUCUCGACGACGGGGAGUUCUGGAUGGCACUCAAGGACUUCAAGAUGCAUUUUGACAAGGUGGAGAUCUGUAACCUCACACCUGAUGCCCUGGAGGACGACGCCUUCCACCGAUGGGAGGUGACCACCCAUCAAGGCAGCUGGGUCCGGGGCUCCACGGCUGGCGGCUGCCGUAAUUUCCUGGAUACCUUCUGGACCAACCCACAGAUAAAACUGUCCCUGACUGAGAAAGAUGAGGACCAGGACGGAUGCAGCUUCCUUGUGGCUCUGAUGCAGAAAGACCGGAGGAAACUCAAGAGAUUCGGUGCCAAGAUGCUGACCAUUGGCUAUGCCAUUUACCAGUGCCCCAAUAUGGCCGGACACCUCAACAGGGACUUCUUCAGGUUCAACGCCUCCCUGGCCAGGAGCAAGACAUUCAUCAACCUGAGGGAAGUCUCCGACCGCUUCCGACUGCCCCCCGGGGACUACAUUCUCAUCCCCAGCACCUUUGAGCCCCACCAGGAGGCUGACUUUUGCCUGAGAAUCUUUUCAGAGAAGAAAGCCAUUGCCCGGGACGUGGAUGGAAGCAUGGACAUCGACCUUCCCGAGCCCCCGAAGCCAACUCCUCCUCAGCAGGAAACAGAAGACGAGCGGCAGUUCCGGGCUCUGUUCCAACAAAUUGCUGGCGAGGACAUGGAGGUGACAGCCGAGGAGCUGCAGUAUGUUUUAAAUACCGUGCUACAAAACAGGCAGACUCUGAAGUUCAAGAUGCUGAGCUUGCAGUCCUGCAGAAAUAUCAUUUCCCUGAUGGAUACCAGCGGCAACGGGAAGCUGGAGUUCAGUGAAUUCCGGGUGUUCUGGGACAAGCUGAAGCAGUGGACGAACCUGUUCCUUCAGUUCGACGUGGACAAGUCUGGCACCAUGUCCUCCUACGAGCUGCGGACUGCACUGAAGGCCGCAGGCUUUCAGCUCAGCAGCCACCUCCUGCAGCUGGUUGUGCUCAGGUAUGCAAACGAGGAGCUCCAGCUGGACUUUGAUGACUUCCUCAACUGCCUGGUCCGGCUGGAAAAUGCAAGCCGGGUGUUCCAGGCUCUCAGUACAGAACACAAGGACUUCAUCCAUCUCAACAUAAACGAGUUCAUCAACUUGACAAUGAAUAUUUGA